Molecule: messenger RNA, 861 nt
Organism: Salvia hispanica
Lineage: Eukaryota; Viridiplantae; Streptophyta; Magnoliopsida; Lamiales; Lamiaceae
Product: protein LSD1-like
Source: RefSeq, a predicted model, not a curated record
CUUUCUUUAUCCUUCUGUCGCCGUCUGCGUUCUUUCUCGGAAUUACAGAGUGUCUCGCACUGCAAUCCGCCAGUUCUGCAGAUAUGCAGAGCCAAGUGGUUUGUAGUGGGUGUAGAACCUUCCUUCUUUACCCGAGCGGAGCUACAAAUGUUUGCUGUGCAAUUUGCAACACGGUCAAUAUUGUGCCACCACCUGGGGUGGAGAUGGCUCAAUUGGUAUGUGGAGGUUGCCGCACCUUGCUUAUGCAUGCUCGUGGAGCAACCAGUGUCAGGUGUUCCUGCUGUCACACUGUAAAUCUUGUGCCAGCUGUCUCGCCUCCUAGUAAUGUUGCUCAUGUCAACUGUGGAAAUUGCCAUACAAUGCUGAUGUAUGCUGCUGGAGCACCAUCAGUAAAAUGUGCUAUUUGUCACUUCAUCACAGCUGUUAACAUGGGCGACACGAGUGUUCCCGUUCCUGUAAAUAUACCUGCAGGGAAUUCCAAUUCUGCACCAACACACUCUACCUCUACAGUAACAACAGCCGGUUCUCAUAAUCAAACGGUAGUGGUGCAGAACCCCAUGACCCUCGAUGAAAGUGGCAACUUGGUGACCAAUGUCGUCGUUGGCGUCACAACAUAAGGUGCAUCGGAAGCGACGUUGGCUUAAAUAAACAAGCAUAUAGAGUGACCCUGUGUAUAUCGUGGCUAUGACUAAUAUGGAGGGUAACAUUUGUUGUGAAGUACCAGAUGAAAACUGGACAAUUUUUCUGCUUUCAUGAUACUUGGAAUUAGUUAAUAAUGAAUUGAUACACUCCCAAUGAUCAACAAAUGGUUUAGGGGUAAGUGGUAACCCCAUCGACGUGAUACAAAUAAUAUUUUCUAGA